AAGGCGCCUGCAGUACUAGAAGCCUCCAUGUUUCUCGUCUUCUCCUGAAUGACCCAACAAGGAUGGACAGGAACGAGAUCAGCAGAAGAAUAUUAGACUUCACCUUGGAGAUCAUCUCCCUGCUGAGCGGAGAGGAUUACACCAUAGUGAAGACGACAUCGGGGAGGACUCCCAUCAUGCAGGAGUCAGGAGUGUGGAGCAGGACCCCCAUGACAGAGCCUCCCUCCCUGAUACAUGAGCAGAAGAUCCUAGAACUGACCCACAAGAUUAUUGAGCUGCUGACCGGAGAGGUUCCUGUAAGGUGUCAGGAUGUCAGUGUCUACUUCACCAUGGAGGAGUGGAAGUAUAUAGAAGGACACAAGGAUCUGUACAAGGACGCCAUGAUGGAGGAGCACCCGCCUCUGACCUCACCAGGUGAGAAGAGAAGGUCAUAG
Messenger RNA from Bufo bufo (common toad), 434 nucleotides. RefSeq names its product gastrula zinc finger protein XlCGF66.1-like. Lineage: Eukaryota; Metazoa; Chordata; Amphibia; Anura; Bufonidae. The transcript has 3 exons. Gene Ontology annotation, biological process: regulation of DNA-templated transcription. The record is from RefSeq and is a predicted model, not a curated record. Bases 63 to 434 code for a protein of 123 amino acids.